UACAUGUAACCCAAACACACACAAUUCACUAAUUUGGGCCUGUUCCAUUUUGCCCACUAUAAAGUACCACAAACUAGGGUUUCUCUAAAAUCCCCUGUAUUUCAUCUUCAACAGCAGCAGCAGUAGCAGCUCCAGCUCCGAUCGUGAAAAUGCCGUCACACAAGAGUUUUAUGAUAAAGAAGAAGCUGGCGAAGAAGCAGAGGCAGAAUAGGCCUAUUCCUUAUUGGAUCCGUAUGAGGACCGACAACACCAUCAGGUACAAUGCCAAGCGCAGACACUGGAGGCGUACCAAGUUAGGAUUUUGAGGUGGAGUACUUGGAGUUCUCUUCAAGGUUUUAUUGAAAAAUCAAUGGGUUUUUUGUUACUUUCUGUUUUGUUUAGUAGGAGCUUAUCUCUGAAACGAAAUUUAGUAGAGUUGUUUUCUACUGACGUUUUGGUAAAAAUAUUGGAGCUUAAUAUUCAGCGGAGUUUUAUGUAUUCAAUGAAAUAUUUCUGGAUUUUA
Messenger RNA from Capsicum annuum, 502 nucleotides. RefSeq names its product 60S ribosomal protein L39-3. Gene Ontology annotation, molecular function: structural constituent of ribosome. The transcript has 3 exons. Gene Ontology annotation, cellular component: cytosolic large ribosomal subunit; ribosome. Bases 150 to 305 code for a protein of 51 amino acids. The record is from RefSeq and is a predicted model, not a curated record. Gene Ontology annotation, biological process: translation. Lineage: Eukaryota; Viridiplantae; Streptophyta; Magnoliopsida; Solanales; Solanaceae.